Molecule: messenger RNA, 204 nt
Organism: Penicillium cataractarum
Lineage: Eukaryota; Fungi; Ascomycota; Eurotiomycetes; Eurotiales; Aspergillaceae
Exons: 2
Coding region: 1-204 (67 amino acids)
Source: RefSeq, a predicted model, not a curated record
AUGGCUGGUCCAGAUGGAGAAGUGGUGGAUGGGGAAGAAGAGGAAGAGAGAGAAGAAGAGAGUUGGAAGGAGGAAAAGCGGACGGAAAAGGGCUCCACUUUUUCAGUUUUGGGGGUCUGCCGGCCUCCCGAUGAUCGGCUGAGCUCGACAUUAUCCUGGAUUAUCGUGGAUUAUCGUGGUUUUACGUAUACUUCGAGUAGCUAG